CUCCUCCACUGUUCAGUCUUCCCACUCCCUGAUCUCAGUGAAGCACUGUCACGGAUAGAGAAGCUGGUCGGCAUUUAUUAAUUACUUUUUUUAUUAUUAGAUAUUAGAGUCGAUCGCGUGCAAAGGCCGGCAUACGAGUGAGAGGCGAUGGCGGGAGGCCGGCCUGGCCGUCCGGCGACGGGCAUCCGUGUGGUGUUCAGCUACCGGGUGUUCGUGUCGGCGAUGCUCACCCUCCUCUUCCUGGCGGCCCUCUCGGUGCUGCUUUCCGCCAACCCCUCGUCCUCCGCCGCCACCUCCGCCUCCUCGGACUCCACCGUUGCCGGCGAUCCCUCCGCCGCAGGCGCCUACCUCCGCCCCUACCUCAGCCGCACAUUCCUCUCCGUCAAGUCCGACCCCCUCCGCAUCCGCCUCGACCUCCUUCUCCGCCAGGCCGCCGACCACUCCGCCCUCAUCCACACCUACGCCGCCUACGCCCGCCGCCUCAAGCUCGACAACUCCCGCCAGCUCCGCGUCUUUGAGGGCCUCGCCGCCUCCCUCUCCUCCCUCGCCGCCCGCCUCAAUUCCGGCCUCCCCUCCGAUGAGGACUCCCUCCGCCCCCUCGAGAAGGAGGCCAAGGACCGGAUCAAGCUCGCCCGCGCCCUCAUCUCCGAAUCCAAGGAGUCCUUCGACACGCAGCUCAAGGUCCAGAAGCUCCGCGACACCAUCUUCGCCGUCCACGAGCAGCUCCACCGCGCCAAGAAGCUUGGCGCCCUCACCAACCGCAUCGCCGCUGGAUCCACCCCCAAGAGCCUCCACUGCCUCGCCAUGCGCCUCAUGGAGGACCGCAUCGCCCACCCGGACUCCUACCGCCGGCCCGGCCCCGAACCACCGGAGCUCGCCGACCCAGGCCUCUACCACUACGUCCUCAUCUCCGACAACGUCAUCGCCGUCUCCACCGUCGUGAACUCCGCCAUCCGGAACGCAGCCGAGCCCUGGAAGCAUGUCUUCCACAUCGUGACCGACCCCAUGUACCUCGACGCGAUGCAGGUCUGGUUCACCCUUCGCCCGCCCGCAAGCGGCGCCCGGGUGGAGGUCAAGUCGGCGGCGGACUUCGGGUUCUUGAAUUCCUCCUACUCGCCGGUGAUGCGGCAGAUUGAAGGCGCGCGGCGGGAUUUGGCGCUGCUGGACAACCUGAGGUUCUACUUGCCGGAGAUGUACCCGAGGCUGCGGCGGGUGGUGUUCUUGGAGGACGACGUGGUGGUGCAGAAGGAUCUGGCGGGGCUGUGGAGGGUGGAUUUGGACGGGAAGGUGAACGGGGCGGUGGAGAUGUGCUUUGGGGGCUUCAGGAGGUACGGUAGGUACAUGAACUUCUCCCAUCCUGUGGUCCAGGAGCGGUUCAGCCCAAGGGCUUGCGCAUGGGCCUACGGGGUGAAUGUCUUUGAUCUCGACGCAUGGCGGAGGGAGAGGUGCACUGAGCAAUUCCACGAGUACCAGGAUUUGAAUGAAGAUGGAAUGCUCUGGAACCCAGGGACCGUGCUUCCAGCAGGAUUGAUGACGUUUUCCACAACCACUAAACCAUUAGACAAAUCAUGGCAUGUGAUGGGACUUGGUUACAAUCCAAGUAUUAGUCCAGAGAAAAUCCUCAAUGCUGCAGUCAUACACUUCAAUGGGAACAUGAAGCCAUGGCUCGAUGUUGCCUUGAACCAAUACAAGCAUCUAUGGACCAAGUAUGUAGAUACUGAAAUGCAAUUCCUCCCGCUCUGCAACUUUGGCCUCUAAUUUGGAACACGAGAACUUAAUCCACUUAAGGUUACCUACUAGAAAUCUCUUCUUAGAGCCAGUAGAGUGUGCCAGGCAAAAGUGCCUAUGCAUAAUCGCCUUUCUCUUUUCUAGUUUUAUGGAAAUUUGUUGUGACAGAAACCUUCGCCAAUAUCCCAUUUUGUUACUAGUUCUACCCUUUUCUUUUUAAA
Messenger RNA from Elaeis guineensis (African oil palm), 1949 nucleotides. Its product is annotated as probable galacturonosyltransferase 9. The record is from RefSeq and is a predicted model, not a curated record. Lineage: Eukaryota; Viridiplantae; Streptophyta; Magnoliopsida; Arecales; Arecaceae. Gene Ontology annotation, molecular function: polygalacturonate 4-alpha-galacturonosyltransferase activity.